Messenger RNA from Prunus dulcis (almond), 1171 nucleotides. RefSeq names its product rac-like GTP-binding protein 3. Bases 226 to 861 code for a protein of 211 amino acids. NCBI's taxonomy places the organism in Eukaryota, Viridiplantae, Streptophyta, Magnoliopsida, Rosales, Rosaceae. The transcript has 8 exons. Gene Ontology annotation, biological process: actin filament organization; cortical cytoskeleton organization; regulation of cell shape. Gene Ontology annotation, cellular component: cytoplasmic vesicle; cell cortex; cytoskeleton. The record is from RefSeq and is a predicted model, not a curated record. Gene Ontology annotation, molecular function: protein kinase binding; GTP binding; GTPase activity.
AACAGCAAAAAGUUAAAGGAACCAGCUAUAAGGGAGAGUGAAUGAGUGAGAAUCAUGUGAUGAGCCCCUCUCUCUCUCUCUCUCUCUCUCUCUCUCUCUCUCUCCCGCCGAAUCAAAAAGCCAUAAACUUUGUGUAUAUCCCAACAACUGAACAACCACCACCCUUUUGUUGUGUAUGUGUGUUUUGAGCUCUGAGAGUCUUUCUUGGUGUUGGUUGCUAAUUCAAUGGCGUCAAGCGCUUCAAGGUUCAUUAAGUGUGUGACGGUGGGAGAUGGAGCUGUGGGGAAGACCUGUAUGCUUAUUUGCUACACCAGCAACAAAUUUCCCACGGAUUAUAUACCCACUGUGUUUGAUAACUUCAGCGCUAAUGUGGUGGUUGAAGGCACCACAGUGAACUUAGGCCUCUGGGACACCGCUGGGCAAGAGGAUUACAAUCGAUUAAGGCCAUUGAGCUACAGAGGGGCAGAUGUCUUUGUCUUAGCUUUCUCAUUAGUUAGUCGUGCAAGCUAUGAGAACGUGCUGAAAAAGUGGAUCCCUGAACUCCAGCAUUAUGCUCCCGGAGUCCCAGUUGUACUUGCUGGCACCAAAUUAGAUCUUCGAGAGGAUAAGCACUAUUUGGCUGAUCACCCAGGAUUGGUACCUGUGACCACUGCACAGGGCGAGGAGCUGCGCAAGCAGAUUGGUGCUUCAUUUUAUAUAGAAUGCAGCUCAAAAACUCAGCAGAAUGUGAAAGCAGUUUUUGAUGCUGCGAUCAGGGUGGUUAUCAAGCCACCACAGAAGCAGAAGGAGAAGAAGCAAAAGGCACGUCAAGGAUGCCUAGUCAACAUCCUUUGCGGAAGGAGGCUAGUGUGUCUCAAAUGAAAACAUCAACUGCCAUAUUAAUCAUGAUGUGCCAAAGAGCCAGCAAUUCUCUCCAGCAAUUCUCUCCAAACCUAACUUGCGUUGAUGCUGGCUUCUUUCUUCGUACUAGAAUUUUUUUAUUUCAUAUUACGUUAUAGAUAACAGGGAAUGGAUACCCCUCGUAACACCGAUAUUCGUUUAUUAAGCUCAUUGUAAAGAACUCAAGGUUAAAAGGCUUUACAUUUGCAACAGGGAAGCUUUAUUUGGUAAAUUGUUGUGUGUCAAAAUGAUCUAUUUGAUUAGGUAAUUUUUUGAAAGUGACUUGGAGAAA